Messenger RNA from Brettanomyces nanus, 6699 nucleotides. RefSeq lists its product as uncharacterized. Gene Ontology annotation, cellular component: nucleus; epsilon DNA polymerase complex. The record is from RefSeq and is a predicted model, not a curated record. Gene Ontology annotation, biological process: base-excision repair, gap-filling; nucleotide-excision repair, DNA gap filling; mitotic cell cycle. NCBI's taxonomy places the organism in Eukaryota, Fungi, Ascomycota, Pichiomycetes, Pichiales, Pichiaceae. The transcript has a single exon. The coding region runs from base 1 to 6699 and encodes 2232 amino acids. Gene Ontology annotation, molecular function: zinc ion binding; single-stranded DNA 3'-5' DNA exonuclease activity; DNA-directed DNA polymerase activity.
AUGAUGCCGGCUUUACAAAAUAAAGGAAACCUUAGAAAUGGUGGCGGAGCUAGAUACGUCAGUAGACCGGGUCCUUACGGCUACAGGAAGGAGAAGGUUGAAACUAACUAUAAUAACUUCAAUCAAAAGUAUACAAGAUCAUCAGAACCUAUGGCAGGAUACGCAGACACGAAAUUUGAGGCAGUGAAGGAAAUCGAUCGAAUGGAUUCCCUUGUUGGAUUUGAUCGAUACGAGUCUGGCCCCGAGAAGACUGGAUGGUUGGUCAAUUUCCACACCACUACGAUCCCUAAUGAGGACAUAAUACAGGGAUGCGUUGGUGUUGACUACUACUUUUUAGACGAAGAAGGAGGUUCUUUCAAAGUCACUAUGCCCUAUGAUCCUUAUUUUCUGGUGAAAUGUCAGGAAGGUGCUGAGGGUGAUGUUGAAGAAUAUUUAAGGAAGUUCUUAGAGUCUACAGUAAAGAAGGUGGAGCAAAUUACUAAGGAUGAUCUUCGGCAGCCAAACCAUCUUCUUGGCAUUCGCAGAAGGCUACUCAAGUUGAGUUUCCACAACAUUACGGAUUUGCUCGAGGCUCGAAGGGUGUUGCGACCGAUUGUUGAAAGAAACAAGCAAAGUAAAGAGAGCAACGAUAUCUACAAAUCGGUUAACUUAAACUACAACACAUUAAUGAAAGUGGAUGAAGAUAUCGGUGAAGAUGAAGAUAGUUCAAACGCUAAUGAAUCGCAUCAUACGGAUCCUUCUGAAUUGAUCGAAGAGCUCAGGGAAUAUGAUGUUCCGUUUCAUGCUCGUGUCUCCAUUGAUAAGGAUAUCCGAGUGGGUAAAUGGUACGAUAUUGAAGCAGAUCAUGAUCAUGUUAAAUUCACCGAACGUAAAGAUAAGAUUGCAUUUGCCGAUCCAGUUGUUCUUGCUUACGAUAUCGAGACUACAAAGGCCCCACUCAAAUUUCCGGACAGUGCCGUUGAUCAAGUGAUGAUGAUCUCCUACAUGAUCGACGGCGAGGGUUAUUUAAUUACCAAUAGAGACAUUAUUGGUGAGGAUAUACAGGAUUUUGAGUACACUCCUAGACCUGAGUAUCCAGGUUCGUUCACCAUUUUUAAUGAACGUAACGAAAAAGCCUUGCUUGAGAGAUUCUUUGAGCAUGUUAGAGAGACCAGACCAACAGUUAUUGCCACAUUCAAUGGUGAUUUCUUUGAUUGGCCUUUUGUUGAAGCGAGAGCAUCAUAUCAUGGUAUAGAUAUGCAUAAUGAGAUUGGCUUUGCUCAGGAUAGCGAGGGUGAAUAUAAGUCGACUUAUUGCUCUCACAUGGACUGCUUCCGUUGGGUGAAAAGAGACUCUUAUUUACCUCAGGGUUCCCAGGGUUUGAAAGCCGUUACUACAGCAAAGUUGGGUUACAAUCCUACAGAGUUGGACCCCGAGUUGAUGACUCCAUAUGCAUACGAAAAGCCACAGACAUUGGCAGAGUACUCUGUGUCUGAUGCUGUCGCUACCUAUUAUCUUUACUACAAAUACGUGCAUCCAUUCAUCUUCUCUCUUUGUUCUAUUAUUCCUUUGAAUCCAGACGAGGUGUUGCGUAAAGGUACUGGUACCUUGUGUGAGAUACUUUUAACCGUUCAAGCUUAUACCCAUGACAUUGUCCUUCCCAACAAGCAUACUGACCCUCUAGAAAGAUUUUAUGAGGGACACUUGAUCGAGUCUGAGACGUAUGUGGGUGGCCAUGUUGAGUCACUUGAAGCUGGUGUGUUCCGUGCUGAUUUAGAUUCAGAUUUUAAGAUCGAUCCAACUGCCGUCGACAUGCUCUUAGACGAUUUGGAAUGUGCACUAAAGUUUGCCAUUACUGAGGAAGGCCAUCAGAAGCUGGAGGAUGUUACCAAUUUUGACGAAGUUUACCAGGAUGUCAAGAAGCAGCUACUGGCCUUCAAGGAGCACACUAAGAUUCGGGAACCCCCUGUCAUUUAUCAUGUCGAUGUUGCUUCCAUGUAUCCCAACAUUAUGCUAUCGAACCGUUUGCAACCAGAUUCUAUGAAGUCCGAAGAAGAUUGCGCUGCCUGUGAUUUUAAUCGACCAGGAAAGAAGUGCGACAGACGAUUAUCGUGGGCAUGGAGAGGGGAGUUCUACCCUGCUGACACCAGUGACUAUAAUAUGAUUAAGAAUGCAAUGCAGAGCGAAACGUUUUCCCCACGAAAGCCAGGAUUACCCAACAGAUCAUUUGACGAACUUUCUUACUCAGAGCAGUCUACAUAUUUGAAGAAACAUGUUUCUGAUUAUUCGAGAAAAGUUUAUCAUCGUAUCAAGCAAUCCAAGAUUGUUGAAAGGGAGGCUAUCAUUUGUCAGCGUGAGAAUCCUUUCUACGUUGAUACCGUUCGUUCGUUCAGAGAUCGUCGAUACGAGUUCAAAGGGUUGGCCAAAUUAUGGAAGAAAAAGCUCAAACAGGUCAACAAUACCAACAAGCAUGCUUUGGACGAAGCCAAGAAGAUGGUAGUGUUGUACGAUUCAAUGCAAUUAGCACACAAGGUUAUCUUGAAUUCCUUUUAUGGUUACGUCAUGAGAAAAGGUUCCAGAUGGUAUUCUAUGGAGAUGGCAGGUGUCACCUGCCUCACUGGUGCCACCAUUAUUCAGAUGGCUAGAGCAUUGAUCGAGAGACUAGGCCGUCCUCUAGAGUUGGAUACCGAUGGUAUUUGGUGUGCAUUACCUAAAAGUUUUCCGGAUACUUUCGACUUCAAGCUGAAGAACGGAAAAGUCACUUCUACCACCUAUCCAUGUUCGAUGUUAAACUACAUUGUUCAUAAGAGGUUUACCAAUGAUCAGUAUCAGACGAUGGUGGACCCCACAAAGAAGAAGUACGAAACUCACUCCGAAAACACCAUUUUCUUUGAGGCAGAUGGCCCCUACAGGGCCAUGAUUUUGCCUACUUCAAAAGAGGAAGGCAAAGGUUUAAAGAAAAGAUAUGCUGUCUUUAACUUUGACGGAUCUCUAGCCGAAUUGAAAGGUUUCGAGUUGAAAAGGCGUGGUGAGUUGCAGUUAAUUAAGAAUUUCCAAUCAGAUAUCUUCAAACUUUUCCUUGAUGGUGAUACUCUUGAAGCUUGUUAUGCUACUGUUGCUGAUGUGGCAAAUCGGUGGUUGGAUGUUUUGGAGAGUAGAGGUAAGAUGCUAGAAGACGAGGAUUUGAUCGAGUUGAUUUGUGAGAAUAGAAGUAUGUCGAAAGCGUUGGUGGAGUACGGCAAACAGAAGUCCUGCUCCAUUAGCACGGCUCGCAGAUUGGGUGAAUUCCUAGGUGAGGAAAUGGUGAAGGAUAAAGGUUUGGCUUGUAAGUAUAUUGUUGCUGAUCGUCCAAUUGGAUCUCCAGUUACUGAGAGGGCCAUUCCUACUGUUAUCUUCUCCUCAGACUUUGCAGUGAAACAGAAGUAUUUAAGGCGUUGGCUAAAAGAUCCUGGCUUGGACGAUUUCGACCCUAGAUCUAUUAUCGACUGGAGUUACUACCGUGAAAGAUUGGCCAGUUCCAUUCAAAAGAUUAUCACUAUUCCUGCUGCUUUACAAGGUAUCAAAAACCCUGUUCCAAGAAUUGCACAUCCUGACUGGAUGCAGAAAAGGAUUGACACAAUGAAUGAUAAGUUGAAACAGUCCUCUUUAACUAGUUUCUUUGGUAAGGCACCUCCUGGUUCCAAACCCGUCAUGCAUGAUAUCGAAGAUUUGGGAAAAGUUUCGACCGAUGGAAAGGCACCGAAAAUAGCUCGUGUACUUUCUAGAAAGAAAAGACGCCACGGUGAGAAAGAGAACGAAGAAGAUGAAGAUCAGCACAUACUCAGGCAGCCUCUGCCAGAUCCUGCAGAUGACUACAUUGGUUUCCUCAAGUACGAGAAGGUGAAAUGGAGGCUCCAGGCGAAGGAAAAAGAGAGAAGAGAGAAGCUUUUUGGCCGUAGUUUCCAGAUAUCCGAUCAAAGUGCCGUUUCCGGAUACAUUAAGCGUCGUGCAGAGACGUAUGCCACCACGACAUGGCAAAUUAUUCAGUACAGAUUUGACCAAAGUCACCCUGGUGACCUUAAGGUGUUUGCACUAAUUGGCGGUAAGAUUCAGACUAUGAUAUUGCAUAUCCCAAAGAAGAUCUAUAUUAAGUUCAAAUCUGGGAACCUCCCCGACGGAAGCAUUGAAGGGUGUGAGGUGUGCAAGUCAGCUGAAUCGCUCCCUACUGGCAGAGAUAAUUAUAACUUAUUCAAGCUGAUUAUGCCAGAGUCUGUGUUCAAGAAUGAAAUGAAUAAACCUGAUACUAUACUCAAGAGUUCCGCAGUAGAAGGCAUCUAUGAAGCGAACAUUUCCGCAGUUGAUAGAGCAAUUAUGGAAUUAGGAACGUGUGUGAAGUUCGACGAUAAGAAGAUGCACCUUCUGGCAAAAUCGUUUGAGAAAGGAUUUGAUGCUGAAAGUUUAAAGACAUUCCCAGCGGACGGCUACCUGAAUAGGUUCUCCAUGGGAAUCUUGUACUUACUUCACAUCAUCUCCAAUGGCUAUGAGAUCUUCACUUUGUUUAGAUCGACAGAACCCUCUGCCUAUAUGUAUGUGUUAAAAGCUUCUGCCCACGCGCAACAGCUUCCUCCUAAAAUGGGUGCAUACUAUAGAGAUAUGUUCAAAGCAAAGAAGGAUCUGCUUGACAAAUAUUACGGAAUUAUUGACUAUGCUCCAGAGAUCUCAUUUGAAACACAUUAUUUCACUGAUAUAUCGAGGCUUCAUCGCAAGUUGAACGCUCGAAUUGGCGCUAUCAAUGAGCAUAGUGCAUCCAAGUAUUUGCUUGCCAUUCAAUCACCCUAUCCAGCAAAGCUCAAGAAGAUCUUCAAAUCGUCUUGGGAAAUGCCUACGGUGAUGAUGAAUAUUGGCGAGAUUAAAGUAAGUGCACUUUCCUGGCACGCAUUGAUAAUGAAGAGGAUUGUGAACCAUUAUUUAUCUCUUUCCAGCUGGCUCAGUAAACUCAUGGAGUUGUCACGUUACAGCAAUAUUCCACUCUGCAACCUGAAAGUCGAUACGAUGGGUUACCUCAUCGACAUUGAAUAUGCUAGGCGUCUUAGCAAGGCUGGCAUUAUCUUAUGGUGGUCUCCUAGUUCAGCGCCGGACUACGGUGGGUCAGAGAAGGAUAUGGCCGUUUUUGAGUCUGACGAAUCGCUUCAAUUUCCACAUUUCAAUCAUCCUGAAGUAUAUGAGUCUGUCUGCUUGGAACUUGAGGUAAAAAAUUUGACUGUCAAUACGAUUCUAACUUCUUCUUGGAUCAAUGAAGCUGAAGGUGUGUUCAUUUCUGAAUCAGGAGAAAAAAGUAACAAGGAUGAUUCCGGUGUGGAUACUUUUGCAGAUGAUUCGUUCAGUGGCCCUGCUUUAGCUGUUCUAAGAGGAUUGGUGCGGCGUUGGUGGGAUGAUGCUAUCAAGGACAAUUCCGAGGCUGAUUCUAUGGUUCACGCUUUCAUCAGUUGGUACAGUAAUCCUUUUUCCUUCUUAUACGAUUCGUCAUUGCAUUACCACAUUCACAACUUGACCAAGAAGUCUUUCGUGCAGUUGCUUGGCGAGUUUAAAAAGACAGGUGCCCGCAUCGCUUUUGCAGACAGAAACAAAGUUAUUUUGAAGACCUCAAAGACCGUUGUAGAGAAUUCUUAUGCAUACGGCCAAUAUCUAGUGUCGAGUGUCAGAUCGAAGCCUCUAUUCAACUUACUUGAAUUGAAUAUUGUCAGAUACUGGGAUUUGUUAAUAUGGAUGGAUAAAUUCAAUUAUGCAGGGAGCUUCUGUAAUGAGAUCAGGGGAGAGGAUGAACAGAAACUUGAGUAUGUGUCAAAUUGGCAGGUUAAGAACUAUUUACCGAUUAUCAUGCAAGGAGAGUUCGACGAUUGGGUGCUUUUGUUUCUUGAUGCAUUUGCCAAGGACCGGGAAAGGGAUGGUCACUCCAGUCAGAGCGCUCAGGGGGUCGUUUCACCAAGGAGAACACAGAUCACACAGAUCCUGAAGCAGCACAAAUUCGACGGCAGGAAUGGCGAUGGAGAAAGUAUGGACAUGAAUGAGAUCGAAAAUGGCGUGUGUGAAUUCUUCCGUAGCCCAUUGUUGAAGCGUAUUAAGACGUUGAUAAGCAAGCAAAAUGAAAUGCUAUUAGACCCCUCGAUGCAGCAGGAGUUUGAGUUCCCCAAGCUUGCCGGUUCUUACUUGAAUUCAACGAAUCCAACAUUAGAAUUGGUCAAGAGUUUGUGCCAUAUUCUCAGCUUGUCAAAAAGGAGAAAUCUUGAAGUUCGUAUGCUUCGUCGUGAGUUACUUUUGCUCUUUGAGGUGAAAGAGUUCAGUGAAGAAGGUACUUUCAAGAAUCCGUCCACGUCCCUCGUAAUUCCUCAGGUUAUCUGUGAUUACUGCGAUUAUACCAAGGAUAUAGACGUUUGCAGGGACUCCGAGGAAGUGACAUUCCGGUGCAAUUCAUGCCAUAGGGCGUACAACAAGUUGAUCAUCGAGGAAAAGUUGAUAAAUGAGUUGGAGAGGGCCAUCGCCAAAUAUCUCAGUCAGGACUUGAAGUGCAGCAAGUGUGGAAGAAUGAAGGACCGAGAGAUCAGCCUUCACUGUGUAUGUUCAGGUGACUGGGCGGCUACAAUGAACAGAACGCACAUCUUACGUAGAGUUCGAAUUUUCCAGAAUGUCGCUGAUGCCUAUCAAUUCAGACUGCUUAGAGAUGUAACGGAAGAAUUUAUAUGA